Dufourea novaeangliae is the source of this 11196-nucleotide messenger RNA. RefSeq names its product cubilin (gene Cubn). NCBI's taxonomy places the organism in Eukaryota, Metazoa, Arthropoda, Insecta, Hymenoptera, Halictidae. The transcript is spliced from 51 exons. Gene Ontology annotation, molecular function: calcium ion binding. The record is from RefSeq and is a predicted model, not a curated record.
AUGGCUACAGGAUCGCGAUGGUUGCUGUUGAUUUACCUGGGUUUCUGUGCGGCAUGGAUGGACGAGAGACCGGUGUUGGAGUCCCGCGACGGAAGCUUGUUCAUUUCCGCGGCGAAGGACAGGAACAUCACCCUGAAAAUCCUGGGCGAUGGUUACGUCAACGUCAACGAAAUUAAUUUGCUGCACGUCGCGUCCGCGGCGCAAAACGCGACUCGUUUAAUCGAGAGAUGGCGAACGGGAUAUCUCGCGGAGGUCGAGACUGGUUUGCAACGACUGACGCAGAUCGUGGAGGGCCCGGAUGGUUUGGAAAGACGAAUGGCCGCUAUGUUUCGAGGAUUCGGGGAGGCGAACAGUACAUUCCGCUCCGUGCCCUCUCCAAUCACGUACGUAUACGAAGUAUAAUUUAAUCGCUGCACUUGGCGAGAAAAUUCACUCGCUGCUAAUUAACAUUUCGUCCAGGUGAGACGGCUGGAAGAGAAAGUGAGAACGAUCGAAACAAAACUGAGGACGAACGAAUGUAGCAGUAAACCUUGUCAAAACGGCGGUAUGUGUCAGGAUCUCUACGAAGGAUACCAGUGCAAUUGUCCGUCCAACUGGGAGGGUCCAAAUUGUAUGGUUGAUGUGAACGAAUGUGUGCGGUUGCUGGGAACGGAUCUUGGCUGCCAGAAUGGCGCCACGUGUAUCAAUCUUCCAGGAUCAUACAGAUGCAACUGCGCUUCAGGAUGGCACGGUCUUCACUGCACAACGAAGAUGUCCGUCUGCAGUACACAGAAUUCCGACGAACUAUGCGGACACGGUGUCUGCGUGAGCAAACCUGGCUCUCUCCUCGGUUACACCUGCAUAUGCGAUCAAGGUUGGCAGGCCGAUGGCACGAAUCCAGCAUGCAUCAAGGACGUGGACGAAUGCGCGGGUAACCAUCGACCGUGUUCCGUGAACCCUUGGGUGGCUUGUCGAAACGCCCCUGGUACAUUCUUCUGUGAUGCGUGUCCACGCGGUUACACCGGAAAUGGUUACUACUGUAGCGACAUCGACGAGUGCCUGGUGGACAAUGGAGGCUGCAGUACUCCUUCUAAAGAGUUCUAUACGUGACGUAUGAUUUUCCAUCAGGGUUCCAGAAUGUGUGGACCAUGUCCCACCGGUUACCGCGGUGACGGUGUCACCUGCGUCUACGUCGGUGGUUGCGCCGUCAACAACGGUGGUUGUCACCCGUUCGCCAAGUGCGUUCAGAAUUCAGCGCUCACAAGCGCCUACGUGAUAUGUCGAUGCCCGGCUGGUUACGCGGGCAAUGGAGUCGGUCCAAACGGUUGCCACCAGAUAACCACUGACGUAUCCGUUCAGACCGCCUGCUCCAGUAAUCCCUGUGUGUAUGGAAGGUGUGUUAGCACCGACGAAGAAACCUAUACUUGCAUCUGCUAUUCUAGAUACUCAGGCAGGAAUUGCGACGUGUUGAAUCCAUGCAUGCCUAAUCCAUGCAAAAACAACGGCGUCUGUGUGAACUUGAACGGAACGGCGAACUGCGAUUGUCCGUCGACGUUCACGGGCAACACAUGCGAGACACCACGUCAGACAUGUGGCGGUGUGUCCCGAAAUGCUGUCGGCCACCUCCAGUUCCCCGGCGACGGGAACGUUUACCAGCAUGGUCUGAGCUGCGCCUGGGUCUUGGUCACAAACAGUUCACUGGUUCUGAACGUCACGUUCACCAAGUUCAAUAUCGAGCAUUCGACCGAUUGCAAAUACGAUUUCCUGCAGAUUCACGACGGCAGAAAUGCUGGCAGCCAAAUGAUCGGGAGAUUUUGCGGCAACACAUUGCCCCACGAGAACGGGAACAUAGUGUCGUCCCACAAUUCUUUGUACUUCUGGUUCCACUCGGACAGCAGCAUAUCCCACGACGGAUUCGCUUUCCAUUGGAACAGCACCAGCCCUAUUUGCGGCGGUACAUUGACGGAUAAUUAUGGAACUGUUAGCUCACCAGGCUCGCCGGGAAGAUACCCGCCGAACAGAGAUUGCUACUGGCAGAUCGCGGUCGAGCCGUCGAAAAGAAUACAGUUCCAUUUCGGCCAGUUGAUGCUCGAGGAACAUCCAACGUGCGAGAAUGAUUACCUCGAGAUCGUUGGUGAAGAUCACGAACGAUUGGGUCUCUACUGUAAUCACACGCGUCCUGCGCCCUUAAUCGUGCCGGGUAACGAAGCGGUGCUCCAUUUCCAUUCGGACAGCGCUGGCCAGGACGCGGGUUUCCAGAUUCACUAUUCGAUCAUCGAAGGGAUACCAGGUUGUAGCGGAGUCUACACUGCGCCUUCAGGUACAAUCAGUACUCCGAUCGACAUGUCCACGUAUCAUCAAAAUAUGGAAUGCGACUGGAGGAUACAGUUGCCAGCUGGAGAACGCGUGCAAAUCACCUGGUCCAAGUUCGAGCUGGAAGAUUCGAACUCUUGUCAAUUCGACUUUGUCGAGAUUUACGAUGGUCCAUCGAGCGACUCCCAGAUACUAGGACGAUUCUGCGGAUCGACGAUACCUCCGCUAAUCAAAUCGAACUCGAACGUAUUGUUGAUAAUCUUCAAAUCCGACUGGUCGUUGCAGAAGGAGGGUUUCACCCUUUCCUACAACACUCUCUGCGGCGGCGAAUUCACCGAGGAGUCGGGUGUUCUACAUUCACCGAUGUACCCGAACUCGUACCACAGUUCCAGAACGUGCAUCUACGAGAUCGUCCAGCCACCCGGCAAGAGGAUCGUGCUGAACAUCCUCGACAUGGAUAUCGAGGGGCUGACCCCGCCGGACUGUUACUUCGAUUAUCUGGAGAUUUUCGACGGCGACAACGAGAACAGCACCAAACUCGCGACUCUUUGCGGUAGCGAGGAGUACACGCCCACCGAACCGUAUUAUUCGACACAUAACUACAUGUACCUGAAGUUCACCAGCGACGGAAACGUCCAGGGACGUGGAUUCAGCGCGAAUUACACGACCAUCGCUACCAAAUGCGGAGGAUUGUUGAAGACAAACACGGGAACUAUUCAGUCACCGGGAGAUGGCAGUGGUUAUGAGAACAACGAGGACUGCACGUGGACGAUACAAGCUCCACCGGGCUAUGUGGUGCAACUUAUUUGGUUAUCGUUCGACUUAGAAUACCACAGUCGAUGCAUACACGAUUACAUUACAGUUUACGAUAUGGACUUAAUGGGCACCUUCUGUGGGUCGAAGCAUCCACCGAUAAUGAUGUCGCAAGGAAACACGAUGACCGUCAUGUUUCAUUCCGAUUCGACGUUAGCUCGCGACGGAUUCGUCGCUACGUAUCUGUUCAUCGACGCCUCGAAGGUCUGCGGUGGACAUUUCAUUAAAUUGAACGGUAUGAUUAAAUCCCCGGGUUAUCCGGAACGUUAUCCGAACAGAAGGGAAUGCGUAUGGGUGGUGGAGGCGCCGAAUAGGCAACGGGUAAUUCUGAACGUGCAAAACUUCGAGCUGGAGUAUCACUCGUCUUGCGUGUUCGACCAUUUGGAGAUCAGGAAUGGUGGGUACGAGACAUCACCGUUAAUCGGCAAAUACUGCGGAACAGACAUCCCCACGCAAAUCAUAAGUCAAACCAAUCAAUUGUAUUUAAAGUUCGUAUCCGAUUCAUCGAGACAGUAUCCUGGAUUUAGCAUCGAGUGGGACAGUACUACGAGAGGAUGCGGUGGAACCAUGAGCGCCGCCAGCGGCGAUAUCGUAUCGCCGAAUUACCCGCAGUCAUACAUGCACCACGCGGACUGCUAUUGGAAGAUCGCCGUCGCGGCGGGUAGUUUGAUAAGACUGUUGAUAGUCGACCUCGAUCUCGAGCAUCACGAGAAGUGUAGAUUCGACUACAUCGAGAUAUACGAGGGUCUCGAUCUCAACAACAAGCAGCGAUAUUGCGGCAAUCCUUAUCCGAAAGUCAUUCAAGCGAAGUCGAACAUGAUGACCGUUCGAUUCCGCAGCGACUUCACGAAUUCCGGUCAUGGUUUCCAUCUGAAGUACGAAACACUGUGUCAGAACACGUUGCACGGUUUCUACGGGGUGAUAGAGUCGCCGAAUUUCCCCGACAAAUACGAGCAGCACCUGAACUGCAGCUGGAUCAUCGACGCGCCCCGCGGGAACAAGGUCAACAUGACCUUCUCGCAUUUCGAUAUCGACAGGCCAGAGGCGGAUGGCCCGUGUCGGGACUUCUUGGACGUGAAGGAGGGCCAAGACAAUAUUCCAAACACACAACUGGCGGCGCUUUGCAACUCGAACGACACUCUUCCGCAGAAGAUUCAUUCCGCGCAGCAUCAAGUGUUCGUGAAAUACAUGUCCGAUUCGCAACCGGUUCCGAUCCGAUUCCGAUUGGAGUGGUUGGUCGACGGUUGCGGUGGACACCUGACGAAACCGUCAGAUUCGUUCACGUCACCGGGAUAUCCGUCUAGCUAUCCCACGAACGUCGAUUGCGAAUGGUUGAUCGAGGUCGAUUACAUGCACAGCAUCGAGUUGACUAUUCACGAUAUCCACACGGAGAAACAGAAGGGCUGUUUCUUCGACAAACUUCAAAUCUACAGCGGCGAGAGCGACAAGGGGCUAAAGUUGGUCGAGAUUUGUUAUUCGGAGAAGCCGGUAGUGUACACCAGUUUCGGGAACAAAAUGUUCUUGCUGUUCCACUCCGAUAUAUCGUACGCAGCCCGUGGUUUCAAUAUCAGCUACAAAAGCGUCCCAAUACUUUGCGGUGGUAAAUUCACCGCCGAUGCUGGAUUUAUACAUUCCACCAAUUAUCCGCAGAAUUAUCCGCCAAAACAGAACUGCGAGUGGUUGCUGCAGGUGAACCCGAACUAUCUCGUAAACGUCACGUUCUUGGACUUUGAUCUCGAAGCCAGCGUGAACUGCACGGACGAUUAUGUUCAGAUAUACGAUGGAGCAACAAGGAACUCACCUUUAAUGGCAACUCUCUGUCGAAACACGUUACCACCUUCCUUCAUUUCAAGCGCGAAUGAAAUGUUGAUUGUAAUGAAGUCCGAUAGCAUCGUGUCGGCGAAGGGAUUCCAAGCGAUGUACACGACAGCUUGCGGUGCACGUAUGAUCGUCAAAGAUCAAGGAUACCUGACGCCAACUUGGACCCAUAAUAACAUAAUCGACGAUUUAGUCGAGAACUGUACGUGGACAUUGAUCGCUGAGGAUCCAGAGGACCAUGUUACCUUGAUAUUCACGCACAUGGAAAUCAGUUUGGAGUUGAUUCACGGGCUCAGUGUUGACUGCACGUCCUCUUAUAUCGAAGUGCACGAAGGACAGAGCGUGGAUGGGCCCUCUUUAGGGAAAUAUUGCGAUAACGUGGUACCACUGCCUAUAACGAGCACAGGAAACGCACUCACGGUGCAUUUAUACGCGCUGUACAACUUCCUAGGACAUUUUGCCAUCACGUACUCUGUCCUAAAUUCAGCGUGCGGUGGUACCUACACCUCCUAUCACGGAAAAAUCGCGUCGCCAGACUAUCCGAAUAGUUACCCGUUGAACUCGGAGUGCAUUUAUAUCCUGAACAACUCGCCCGGAAACAAACUCAGGCUCACCUUCACCGAGUUCGAUAUCCAGAGCAGCGAGAACUGUGACCUCGAUUACCUCGAGAUACGGGAGAACGACGGGAUCGGGAAGCUGAUCGGCGUUUACUGUGGAACCAGCAUCGAGCCGAUCAGAUCCUCGACGAAACUGUGGAUCAAGUUCAAAAGCGACGGCGACGGGGUGGCGAAGGGUUUCGUGGCCGAGUACACUUUCGAGGGAGGAAACGAGCUCACCGGGCCCACCGGACGAAUCACGUCUCCCCUUUAUCCGUUACCGUUCAAAAGUCAAGACACCGUCACCUGGCGUAUCUCCGUGAAAUUCCAACAGGUGAUCAGAAUCGAAAUCAAGGAUAUGUUCAUCGAGAACUCGGGCUCCGGUUGCUACUCGUAUCUCAGGAUCUACGACGGUUACAACAACGAGGCUCCGAUCUUAUUGGAAGCCUGCACCCUCGAACCUACCCAGCCGAUGACAACGACUUCCAACGUCGCUUACAUAGAACUGGCCACGGUGGUCGUGCAAUCGGGCAGCUGGUUCGAUCUGGUGUGGCUCGAAAUACCAAGAGACACCGAGGAAAUGCUCGUUGAAUCUGACACCAGUGUAACCCGAGUGAAAUACAUGAUUGCAGUGGCGAACUGCACCGAAAUCGUGAGUCUGACGACCACCAAAAGCUUCGACUUCACGUCGCCCGGCUGGCCGAACGGAUACGGGGACAAUCUUCAAUGCACCUGGGUGUUCACGUCACCACCAGGUACACACUUGGUACUGAGGGUUCUCGUUCUGGAUCUAGAAGAGACCAACGGUUGCGUCGCUGACGCGCUUUCGAUCUACAACGGUGAUGCUCUGUCGGCACCUGAGAACGCGAAGUUGCUCGAACGAUUGUGCCUCUCGAACAGCUCGUUGGUACAGGUGAACGCAGACAACGUGAUGACGGUUAAGUUCGAGUCGGAUGGCUACGUAAACAAGACGGGAUUCAGCGCCUACGCCUAUCAGGAUUGCGGCGGUAAACUGGGCGGUCCAAACGGAGAGAUCAAGGUGGAUCCCAGUGCCGUGACCAGAGGAAUGCGUGUUUGGCAGAUCACGUGCGAGUGGAAUGUCGAGGUGAAGCCUGGACGAACGAUAGAAGUGACGGUCACUUCGAUGCCGACAGGAGCAGAGUUGAGCUGUACUGAUAAUUAUGUGCUCUUGAAGAACGGCGAUGGAUCGACGUCAUCCUUAUUGGGCGAUGGGAAAUAUUGCCCUAACUCUACGCCCCCAACCCUAAUGACUACUGGAAAUCGGCUUUACGUGAAAUUGUUCGCUGCUCGAAUUAAACUCCAUUUCAAGCUAUCGUACCGAGAAGUGGGUAUGGAUUGCGGUGGCGAGUACGAGCUGAAGGGCACCGAAUUAGAUAUCUCGACGCCAAACUAUCCGAAUAUUCCACCGCCGUACACGGAGUGCACGUGGAAAAUAAUGGCACCGAACAGAGAACGGAUAUCCAUUCACUUCGUUGAUAGAUUCGACCUGAGCAACUAUCCGAAUUGCGAGAGGGAAUACGUCGAGAUAAGAGACGGUUUAACUGACAAUUCGAAGCUGCUUGGACGAUUUUGCAAAGACGUAGCGCCCAGUACAAUGUCAAGCGCCGGAAAUAUGAUGUAUAUUCACUUCUACACGGACAUUCCGGAACCGAAGAAUGGUUUCAAAGCGUCGCUCACUGUCGGAGAAGUCUGUGGAGGAAUCAUCAGAGGUACCACUGGCCUCAUCGUUUCACCAAAUUAUCCGUUCUUCUAUAAAAAGAAUCAGACCUGCGAGUGGUGGAUAAUAGCGCCUGUCGAUCACACCCUUAAAUUGGAAUUCCGUGACAUAGAUCUACCUAUGGGCUUCACCUGCGAAGCGACCGAUCACGUGGUUAUCGGCGAGAAAUUUCCGGAAAAUGAAACGAAUACCAAUAUCGGACUAUACUGCGGCGACGAAAAGCCUGGAAUCAUCGAGACAUCGACGAACCAAGCCGUAAUCCAGUUUAAAAGCGACAACUUCGAGUAUCAUAAUUACAGAGGGUUCAGUUUGAACUUCACAUCCAGUCAAGGAAUUUGCGGGGGUGAAUUGACCGCGAUGUCUGGUAUAAUCAAGUCGAACGGAUACCCGAACGUUGCGACACGUGCUAGAUACUGCGACUGGAGAAUCAAGUUGCCGCUUGGCUUCCAAGUGGUCGUUGAUAUUAUCGAUUUAGAUAUCGCUUCUGGGGCCGGCAGAAUCGGUUACAUGCUAUCGUUCUACAACGACUUCAAAUUCAAGUCCAGAAUAAAAGUGUUAAAUCAGAAUGACACAACGCAACAGAUAAGGAGUUCCAGUAACACCAUGAUGAUUGGGUACUCGUCAUCCGUUGGGUACCGUGGCUUCAAGCUCCGUUACUCUGCUGCAGCACCGGCUCCCUGCGGUGGAGUCGUGAAAGCAGUCAAAGGUGAUCUGACGGCCCCGAUAGUUCAACCUUUCAAUGCAUCAUCCUACUACUGUGUUUGGAGAAUGGAAGCGCCCGAUAGUCUAGUGAACAAUGGGAACAACAACGGAUUGACGCUGACUAUCAUGGUAACUGGUUUCGUCGGCGGAGUACGGGGCUACGUUUACACAAGAUUUUGCUACAAUUUCCAAUACAUUUCGCUAGCUGACAUUGGUAUGAUAUGCGGAAACUUCUCGGAACCGAUGUACCUGAGGAGUCCUAAGCUCUCGAACGAAGUGAUCGCCCUAAACGGUACUUUCGGGAAACCGAUGCAUUACGAUAUCCAGUAUGAAUGGCAGCCUUGCGGCGGCAUUUUGCAAGGAGAAUCGCACGUCAUACGGAAGCCGAACAACAUAUCUUACCCGAUAAAUUGCGUCUGGAGCGCCGAUUAUCCUGACACCGGGGAAUUAAUAAAAUUAAGUUUCACGAGGUUGAACAUAGGCGCCUGCGAGGAGAGUUACAUCAGUGUCAGAAACGGUGGUCCACUCUCACCAGAAAUCAGCAAAUUCUGCGGGAACAUCAAACCUUACAAUAUAACUAGCACUUCGAAUCGACUGUGGAUCGAGUAUUUCGCUAAAGCCGAACCGAACGACUUCGAAUUCAUCGUCGAGCCGGCGAACAACGGUUGCGGUGGCGCUCUACGCGGGAAGAGCAGGCAGAUCUCGUCCCCCAACUUCCCCAAGGAAUAUCCAAACAACGCAGAAUGUACGUGGGAAAUAACUGCGGACAACGGUUACCAUGUGGGACUCGCCUUCGUCGAUCGUUUCAACUUGGAGGGUGGCGAUAACUGCAAGAACGAUUACAUACAGAUUUUCGAUUGGGUGAACGGAACAAACGGCCGCAAUUGGAGGGACCAGGGAAAAGUCUGCGGCAGAAACACCCCACCACCGUUUAACUCGACCAGCAAUCGCAUGAAGGUCACCUUCCACUCGAACGAGAAGAUCCAAGGGGAUGGUUUCCGGGCCCUCUGGCACGAGAACUGCGGCGGUAUCUUCGAAGCAACCACGAAAACGAGCAUAAUCAAAUCUCCAUCGUACCCGAAUUUCUAUAAACCGAACUUAUUCUGUAACUACACCGUGGUCUCGCCUGGCAACGAGAUUGUCGUCGAGUUCAUGGAGUUCCAACUCGAACGCAGUCGCAGAGACUGUCGAUUCGACAACGUGACCAUCGUAUGGGACGACCGGUAUGGCAGAGAAGAGAACAUUUAUUGCGGCGACACCAAACCGCCCACUUUGAAGUCCAGCGACAAGGUGGAGAUUCUCUUCCGUACGGAUUCGUACAUCGAACGUAACGGCUUCGUGUUCAAGUACUUCAUUAAAUCCUGCGGCGGAACGAUGACAGCACCCGGAGAGAUCAGUCCGUUGAUGCGAAACGAGGAGUACUUCGGAAGCUUGAGCUGCACAUGGACCAUCCAUGCACCCUCGGACAAAAGUGUCGUACUUCGUUUCGAGCGUUUUAUAUUGGAACACAGUUAUAGAUGCUCAUACGACAGCGUGGAGAUUUAUAAUGGCCCGGAAAUGGACAGUGAGAAUAAACUAGUCAGGCUGUGCGGCAACCUGACCAACGAAUUGCCCGUCUUCAAGUCCACGAACAACUCUAUGGUCGUUUACUUUACGUCGGAUAUAAACCGACAGUUCGGCGGUUUUAGCGCCAAGGUGCUGUUCGUGAAGAGCAUCCAAGCGGGUUGCGGUGGUACCGUCAAUUUGACCUCGACGACAACGUUGCCGUUCAGAACGCAGAAGGACUCCACUUACGAGAGCCUGGAGGACUGUCAAUGGAACGUGAUAGCGUCACCGGGAAAGAACAUCAAGUUCACGUUCAACAGUAUAGAUGUUAGGAACGCAACGAACAAAACAAGUAGCGGUGACAAGUGCACAGGCGACUAUCUUGAGAUUCGCGAUGGUGCAAACCCCUUAUCCCAACUUCUGGGAAAAUACUGCGGUAAUCAGCUGCCGGCUCCUGUGUUAUCCUCUUCGAACUCGCUCUGGAUACGUUUCUUCAGCGACGGAACGGUGGAAGGAACCGGAGUCAGCGGAACCUUGGAAGCCAUUGACGGGCUUUGCGGCGUUGCUACCCUAAUGGUAAAUGAAACGAAGCACGUGCUCGUUUCGCCGCAUUACCCUAACUCGUACGGAGCGGGCGUAAAGUGUCGCUGGCUGUUGCGGUGGACGUUGGAGAAUGCAGAGAGAACGAGGAUACAAUUCCUGGACUUCGACCUGGCUAAUACGCCUCGAUGUGACACCGACUACAUCGAAAUUACCGAUCCAACGAAUCGAAAAUAUAUCGACGAUGGCUUCGGAGAGAAUUUCAUUUGGGGCGGCUCUGAUCGUUAUUCCGAAUAUAUGGACACCCACUCGCCUACGACCUCGUACAAGUACUGCGGAAAGACGUUGCCUCACGACUACUUCAGCUACAGCAACGAAGUCGAGGUGAGAUUCCAGGGGAACACUCCUGGCCACAGGGGUUUCAAACUCGAAUUCGUGAACGCUGUCUGCGAUCGAAAUUACACCAGACAGCAGGGUCGAAUCAUCCACGAGGGUAUCAAGGACUGUUGGGUCACGAUCACGGCGCCGGUCAAUCACACAAUUUCAUUAUACUUCAAUAGGUUCAUGCUUUACGAUCCUGAUCAAUGCACCAAGUCCUCCAUUCAGAUUUACGAAGGCAAUUUCGGUGAUAAACUUCUGGCAACGUAUUGCGGCGUCGAUUUACCCAGUCCCAUUUUUAGUACCGGUAACAAGCUGAGUUUACAUUCUUGGUCCGAAUGGCACAGCAUAUACGAGUACUAUGACAUCACUUACACGACCACGGACGAAGGACGCGGUUGUGGUGGUCGAUUGUACAAUUACGCGGGAUCGUUUACGUCACCCAUGUUCCCGAACGAGUACCGCAACAAUUCGGUUUGCGCCUGGGACGUGAGCGUGCCGCGUGGCCUGAAGGUGGUUCUGCAGUUCGUCGUGUUCGACAUCGGCAGUAGUAACGUUUGCGAGAACAAAGCCAACAGCUUGAAGAUUUACGACGUCUCGAUGAACGGGGAACUGAUUCUGGCCAAUACUUAUUGCGGAGGGGAUGACCCAGCGCCGUUCGAGGCCAACCGAGACAGAGUAGUCGUGUCGUACACAUCGACGGUGAAUAACAUUGGAACAGGUUGGUCAAUGACGUUCAAGGGACGAGCUUAAUAUUUCGUGGAUUUCCAAGCU